Messenger RNA from Coniosporium apollinis CBS 100218, 1557 nucleotides. RefSeq lists its product as uncharacterized. NCBI's taxonomy places the organism in Eukaryota, Fungi, Ascomycota, Dothideomycetes. The transcript has a single exon. The record is from RefSeq and is a predicted model, not a curated record. Bases 1 to 1557 code for a protein of 518 amino acids.
AUGUCACAACCCAACGACGGUCGCAUGCUCAAUUACAACGUCAAGGUCAAGCGCUUGAGGUUGAAUGCAACUAUGUCCUUGGCGUAUACGGCUCCCGGAAUGGGGCUGUUCGAUUUGGGCGCUCUCAUUCCGCAUUUAUCCCAGCUGUCUGAGAUAGAUAUUUUCGACCCCACUCACCGACCUCCAUAUCGAAGGAACGCCCCAGCCCAACGCUGGCAUUACAGUGAGAGCCUGUUCAGUUCUCUCGAGACAUCCGAGGUUCGCUUGAAAGCUUGGACUUGGGAGUCUAGUAUGAUGGACAGAGACUGGGCCAGCUCAGAGAUGCGGAUGCACGAGAAGCCUUACUUCCAAACUCUUGAAAGGCUUGCUCUCAGAAACUUCCAAGCAAAGUCAAAGAGAACUAAGAACGGUGCGGCAGGUACCCAUGAGGAGCAAUUGGCGGCGGCCCUGAAAUAUCUGCCAAGACUGAAAAGCUUGUCCUUCGAGUCUUCCUCCAUCAUCACUGACAAGUUCCUUCCAUUACUGCCAGCGGGGCUCGAUACCCUCCAUAUCAUUAACUGUAAUGAUUUCGCUUCGGAGGGACUGCACACGUUUCUUUCACUUCAGGGGCAACAACUCAAGGAGCUUGUUCUGAACCACAACCAGGCGCUGGACAUUGCGUUUCUGUCCGAUCUUGGGAUUACCUGUCCUAAUCUUGAGAUAUUGAGGAUGGACCUCAACUACUACAAUUCUCACAGCACCAGUCACGACUCGGAUCCGAAAUAUAUCGAUCUGCUCAAGCCGGAUGAGGUUCCUAGCUGGCCUUCGACCCUCAGGACAUUAGAGCUGAUGCAUCUCCGGAAAUGGACCUCUGAAGCCGCCAAGACUUUCUUUGCGUCUUUGAUUGACUCUGCAGAAAGGCUGCCAGACCUUCGAAGACUGGUUAUCCACGCGAUACUAAACAUCAGUUGGCGCGACAGGGCAGGCUUCCGUGAUUUCUGGCUUGGCAGACUUUCGAAGGUCUUCCUGCGGAAGUCUCCACCACCCAAUCCUCACCUUAUGUCACUGAAGGCCUUCCGGCUAUGGAGACAAUCCCAGGAAGGGGGUACUCACCUAAGAGCGGGUGAGAGCCGAACCAGACCAAUCGCCAGCACGGAUCUCUCAGAAAGGACCAGCCCCGCUGUAGUCAUUCGGAGGCGAGCGAUCUUGGACAGUGACGACGACGCGCCAGUAAUUCAUAAGCGUCGAACGCCUACGCAGAUCAACAAGAAAUCAAGCUUGCCGACUCCCGAAGCGAACACCGAUGAGGAGAGCUCAUGGCACAAGCGCCGCCUGCGGCCGCGGACAAAUACCUAUAUGGAGACCGCGUCAAGCGACGAUGACAGUCCAUCCGAAACCGGGGCGGACGAGGACAUAUUCAUCCAAGGCUUGUGUGAGGUGGUUGAUCUACGCAUCGACAAUCUGCGGCCGCGGGAUACUCUUUUCAGGGAAGUUGACUUCCUUGAUGAGGAGGCUAGUGGUGACGAGGACUGGAAUGGCAACGAUGAGAUACCUGGCUCUGGAGACUACGCAUGGUAG